AUUUUGCAGAAUUUCCUGGCAGUGACGGUUGUAGUGCGACCUCAUGGAGAACACAGCGCUGGAAAGCUUAAUUGAGAUGGGUUUCCCGCAGAACCGAGCCCUUCUCUGUUUUGAUGUGGUGUGCUGAAUUUCAUCCCUUGUUUUCCCCAGAGAGAAGGCCCUGGCUCUGACAGGAAACCAGGGUAUUGAACAAGCGAUGGAUUGGUUAGUGGAACAUGAAAACGAUCCUGGCCUAGAUGACCCCUAUGUCCCCCCUGAGGGCCAUGUUCUGGGCGCCGAGGAGUCCCCUGAAGGAAGGACGCCAGAUUCGGUACAAAGUGGAUCAGAUGAGCUGGCCGAAGAGAAGAACCAGCGUCCUCUGACUGAAGAAGAAAAGCAGGAACAGACGAAAAGGAUGAUGGAGCUGAUUUCUCAGAAACAGAAGGAACGCGAAGAGCGGGAGAAGCGGGAGAGCAUCGAGCGCGAAAAGCAGCGCCGGAAACAGGGCCAGGAGCUCUCGCUCAUCCGCCAGAAGCUGCAGGAGGAUGAGAUGAAGAAGCUGGCGGAAGAGAGGCGGAGGGAGAAGCUGGAGGAGAAGCUGGCCAAGCAGCGGGUGCGAGAGAAGAUUGAACGGGACAAGGCCGAGAGAGCUAAGAAGUUUGGCUGCGGUAGCGCUACUCAAGCAUCUGUCCUGUCCGAACAGAUGGUUCCCACGCUAAUCUCAUCCCCCAGCCAGGAGCCCCCUGUCAAGCGUGAAUAUGAUCAGUGCAGGAUACAGGUGAGGCUCCUGGAUGGGACUUCCUUGACUCACACCUUCAAAGCCAAGGAGCAACUGGCAGCCGUGCGGCUUUACGUGGAACUGAACCGCAAAGACGGCGGCGAAGAUCCUUUUAACCUCCUGACGAGUUUUCCCCGGCGCGUCUUCACCGAGGAGGACAUGGAGAAGCCUCUGCAAGAGUUGGGGUUGGUGCCUUCAGCUGUGUUGAUCGUGGCCAAGAAGGGGAAUAGCUGAACGGCUCUCCUCCUGCUGACUUCCGUCGUCUGGCUUUCCCUCCCUCGCGCCGGUUGUUGGAGGCUGAUCUAGCCUUUAGUCACUGGGGGCCACCGUAGAGCACCAGCCCCCCCGAGACUCUGAAGCAGCAGCAGCCCUUAACCCAGGGGUACAGAAACAGACAAUAUGUGGGUGGAAGAGUUGGAGAGGAACCAGCGUUUGCACCUGGACACCCCCCCGAUGCCGGCCUGAAUAAAACCUCUUCACUCUG
Molecule: messenger RNA, 1241 nt
Organism: Python bivittatus (Burmese python)
Lineage: Eukaryota; Metazoa; Chordata; Lepidosauria; Squamata; Pythonidae
Source: RefSeq, a predicted model, not a curated record